UGGAGGUCCGUGCGUAUCGCUCACCCAUCGACUGGUGACGAAACGUGAGUGUACAGCGCGCCUAUCGCAGGAACUAGCCAGAGUGAACUGCGGUCCGAUCGAGGGAAGUGAGAUGGUUGAUAAGGUCGUCCCUGCCGGAGGAUUGGCGCCAUGAGCCAUGCAGCCGGGCAGCUGGGGGGCCGCGCUGGGGUUCACCGGACUGCUCGCGGUCGCAGUAGCCUUGCCUCCUGUCGUCAAAAUAGGGGCGAUAUUUACGGAGGAUCAGAAAGACAGUUCCACUGAAUUAGCUUUCAAACACGCCGUGUACAAAAUAAACAGAGAUAAGACGCUUUUACCUUACACAUCCCUCGUGUACGACAUCCAAUAUGUGCCACGGGACGACAGUUUUCAUGCCAGCAAGAAAGCGUGCAAUCAAGUCCAAUUCGGUGUCCACGCCGUUUUCGGACCAUCCGAUCCCCUGCUGGGUGCACACAUCCACUCCAUAUGCGACGCACUCGACAUUCCGCAUCUGGAAGCCCGCCUGGACCUGGACGCCGACGUCAGGGAGUUCUCGAUUAACCUGCACCCCGCCCAGCAGCUGCUGAACGCCGCCUUCAAGGACGUGAUGAACUUCCUCAACUGGACGAAAGUGGCCAUUGUUUAUGAGGAAGAUUACGGGCUAAUAAAACUGAGAGAGCUGGUUCGGUCACCUCACAACGGCGACCUGGAAAUCCACCUGCGCCAGGCAGACCCGGAAUCCUAUCGAGCCGUUCUGAAGGAGAUCAAGAGCAAGGAGAUACACAACAUCGUCAUAGACACGAAACCCUCGAACAUGCAGCACUUCCUCAAAGGGAUACUCCAGUUGCAAAUGAACGACUACAAGUACCACUACCUCUUCACCACCUUCGACAUAGAAACCUUCGACCUAGAAGAUUUUAAGUACAACUUCGUCAACAUGACCGCGUUCCGAGUCGUGGACAUCGACGAUUCCUCGGUGAAAGAGGUGCUCAGAGAUAUGGUGAAGUUCCAAUCGAACAGAGAAGUCCAGCCAAUAAACUCCAGCUAUAUUCAGGCGGAAGCCGCCCUGAUGUACGACUCUGUUUUCGUCUUCGCCAUCGGCUUGCAGACGCUGGAGCAGUCGCACACCCUGAAGCUGUCCAACGUGUCCUGCGACAAGGAGCAGCCUUGGGACGGCGGCCUCAGCCUUAUCAAUUACAUUAAUGCG
Anoplophora glabripennis (Asian longhorned beetle) is the source of this 1204-nucleotide messenger RNA. RefSeq names its product glutamate receptor ionotropic, kainate 1-like. NCBI's taxonomy places the organism in Eukaryota, Metazoa, Arthropoda, Insecta, Coleoptera, Cerambycidae. The transcript is spliced from 7 exons. The record is from RefSeq and is a predicted model, not a curated record. Gene Ontology annotation, cellular component: plasma membrane; postsynaptic membrane. Gene Ontology annotation, molecular function: signaling receptor activity; ligand-gated monoatomic ion channel activity. The annotation marks the transcript as partial.